Hirsutella rhossiliensis is the source of this 327-nucleotide messenger RNA. RefSeq names its product 60s acidic ribosomal protein. The record is from RefSeq and is a predicted model, not a curated record. Gene Ontology annotation, cellular component: ribosome; cytosolic large ribosomal subunit. The coding region runs from base 1 to 327 and encodes 108 amino acids. Gene Ontology annotation, biological process: translational elongation; cytoplasmic translation. Lineage: Eukaryota; Fungi; Ascomycota; Sordariomycetes; Hypocreales; Ophiocordycipitaceae. Gene Ontology annotation, molecular function: structural constituent of ribosome; protein kinase activator activity; ribonucleoprotein complex binding. The transcript has 4 exons.
AUGUCUGCUCCCGAGCUCGCUUCGUCGUACGCGGCGCUGAUCCUCGCCGACGAUGGCGUUGAAGUCACCGCCGACAAGCUGCAGAGCCUGAUCAAGGCCGCCAACGUCGAAGUUGAGCCCAUCUGGACCUCCAUCUUCGCCCAGGCUCUGGCAGGCAAGGAUAUCAAGGACUUGCUCGUCAACGUCAGCUCUGGCAGUGGUGCCGCUGCCCCUGCUGCCGGUGGUGCCGCUGCCGCCGGUGGCGCAGACGCCCCUGCUGCAGAGGAGAAGAAGGAAGAGGAGAAAGAAGAGUCGGACGAGGACAUGGGCUUCGGUCUCUUCGACUAA